Protopolystoma xenopodis is the source of this 345-nucleotide messenger RNA. The record is from the annotation of a GenBank genome assembly. Lineage: Eukaryota; Metazoa; Platyhelminthes; Monogenea; Polystomatidea; Polystomatidae.
UUAGCUGCACAAAUUAUUGAUUAUGGGGACGCCUGUUGCCAGAACCAAUGUUUGGAGAUGAUCCAUCAACGCCACCGCAGUCUGGUCUCUCAAUGUCUAUCUGAGGGCCAUCUACCCGUUUGCCUGGGAGGAGGUAAUGAUCAAAGUUGGCCUAACGGUGCUGCUUGGAUCGAGCACUGGCGUCAAUGUAGCAGAGAUUCGACCUGCCGAUUUGGCGUAAUAAAUGUAGACGCACAUUUAGAUGUACGGCCACUCUGUUCUGAGGGUGGACAUUCAGGCUCUCCAUUUCGACAACUUAUUGAGUUUUCCAGACCAGAGGAGGCCUCUUAUUUUCUAAACUACUAG